Molecule: messenger RNA, 453 nt
Organism: Ixodes scapularis (black-legged tick)
Lineage: Eukaryota; Metazoa; Arthropoda; Arachnida; Ixodida; Ixodidae
Exons: 3
Coding region: 1-453 (150 amino acids)
Source: RefSeq, a predicted model, not a curated record
AUGAUAUCAUUUUCCAUGGUUCUGUGGUGGUUCUCCAGAAAGGACUUUUCACAAGGCUUUGGUUUGGGUACUCCUUGCAUCAGAGCUUACUCUUCGACUAUAACAAAGGUGUGCAGAUCAAACUACAACUACGCAGGAAAUCCUACUAAGCAUCCAACGUACACAAGGCUCGGCAGUCAUGAUGUGACUAACCUUGCGGUAACCUAUGACGGCCCUGACGAAAUUGAGUGGAAGAUCUGCAGUGCAACGAGGCAAUUCCCGAACAUCGCAAUCGGUAUGGCUCUGUUUAACUUGGAAUCCGAGGACACCAGGGAAGAUUGCAAAAGCACAUAUUUCGGUUAUUUCCAAUUCGCGGCUGGUUACUGGCGAGUUUCUCAGGUGACAGAUUACUUCAGAAAAACUGUGAAGCACCCGAAUUUUACGCAGUCUGGUCCAAUGUGCAAAGAACCCUAA